Messenger RNA from Cryptotermes secundus, 5247 nucleotides. It is a transcript of the gene stac, whose product is annotated as protein unc-13 homolog 4B. The coding region runs from base 376 to 3825 and encodes 1149 amino acids. Lineage: Eukaryota; Metazoa; Arthropoda; Insecta; Blattodea; Kalotermitidae. The record is from RefSeq and is a predicted model, not a curated record. The transcript is spliced from 23 exons.
GUACGUGACGGUACGAGCAGUACAGUCAUCGAGCGCGUAAAGUUGCUAUGCAAGCAGUUCAAACUCCAUGUACUUGGUCCAGACAUCCACGAUAGAUGGUUGUCAGCAUCUAAUAAUAAACCAGACUGCGAGAUCUCGUGUGCUGUGUUCAGUUGUCAUUGUGAAUAAUUUCUUAGGUGAAUUAUCGCAGAAAGAUCAGUCAGUGUAUCAGACACAGACGAAAGUGAAAUAAGUAUAAAUGCGAACGGAAGUGCUGUGGAUGUCAUAGUCGGAGCGCAAGUGCAGUUCGAUGUUUCCAAGCUCCCUUAGUCGUGUGAUUGAUCCGGGUGCAAACCGCCCUAUUUUCUUGUUGUAAAGUCCGCAGUCGAUUUCAACAUGGAGGAAGAUAUGUGGCGUCAAUUCUACGAAAAAGUAAAAGAGUCUGAAUCCAAAAAAGAAAAGACUGAACAUGACAUAAGAAUCCAGGAGCUUGAUGGCGGAUUCUUUGAGAAGUUCGGCACACUGCUCAAAGAGCAGCAUGCACACCAAGAGACUGGAGGAAUGGCUCUCGUGUGCGAAGAGGAACAGCCAGAGAACGUGGAGCUGGAGCUGGAGGUUCCAGAGGAAAGUGGAGGGGUCGGGAUGGCUCUCCAGGACAGCGACUCUGAACCGGAGGAGUCUGACAAACACGAGUUCAUCACUGACGCCAUGGGAUGGAAUAUUGAAGAGCUGUAUUCGGAGGUACUCUAUGAGAUUCUCCACAUUGUUGGCUGUGAUGCAAGUGCUGAAGAAGAACGCACCCCUCUGUUUUGCUACCUCCAAGAGACCUUCAAGUUAGAUCAUGAAAAACAUAAUCAUCUGCUAGAAAUGGCACGAGCAAAGGAGGCACCAAACAUUCUCUUAAAUGUUGAGAUCAUCGAAGCCAAAGAUUUGAAGCCGAAGGAUGCAAAUGGUUUAAGUGAUCCUUUCUGUACCCUCUUCCUUACUUCAUCCGUCGCUCACCGCUACAACACUUCUGUCAAGCAGGAAACGCUGAGUCCAGUAUGGGAAGAACACUUCUCGCUGCCAGUGGAAAAUCCAGCAGAUGAUGUCCUUUGCGUUGAAGUCUGGGACUUUGACCCAGCAGAAACAGUUAGGGAGAAAAUGAUGAAAAUUGGGGCAGUGAAAGGAGUAAAGGGCCUCAGAAAGCUGAUGAAGGAAAUUGCUGUUACUGCAUCUACAGGCAAACAUGACAACGAACUGGUGGGCAGCGCCACCUUACCUCUGAAGAAUAUUCCAGCAUCAGGCCAGACACUGUGGUGCUCCCUGGAAAAGAAAGGCAAAUCAAAGAAACAAGGAGAUGUGAAGAUUCGACUUUCCUUCAGCUCUGAGAAGAACUCUCAUGUUGCAUCUCAAGAACACCGACAUCUUCUUCGUCUUAUGCUGCUACAUGAACUUGAAAAUUCAAAGGUUGAACCUUACCAGUGGGAUGGUAAGUUCUCUCAGUCAGCAGAGAUCAUCUUGACACAACAUCUUGUUCAAUGCGGACUGAGCAAAGUGGCUGUAACACUGGCAAAGUGGAUUGAAUUUGCCAGUGUACAUGUGGACCAUCCGCUCAGCUUCAUCAUUUUCUCAAUCCUGCUUCAGAAGCUAGUCAAACCUCUUCAGAAAGGAUUUGUCACUGAAGAGGAGGAAAAGUUGUUCUGGGAAGCUGCGAAGAAGAUAUUGCCUUCCUGUUUUAAUGGUAUCAGGAAAAUUCGGAAACUGACUCAUAGUGAUAAAAGCACUCUACACCAACUUUCUGGCAUUCUCAGUAUUUUGUCCCAGUUGUCAACACUACAUCCUCCUGAAGGUACAGACUUGUUUCCCCCUUCUAUAUACGGCUGGCUAACAGUCAAUGAAGAUGAACCAAACUGUGAUAUUCGUGCCACUUUGUAUGACGCUGUGACUCAGGGAGCAGAGGACUGGUUUUCUCAUAUCCUGGAGAAUAAUAAAACUACUGAUUCCCCAGAAGAAGCAUAUUUAAAUCACCUCAUACAAGUAACACAACUUGUAAGAACAGAUCUGCAAAGAGCAAUUGAAUUCCACGACAAAAUAUUUCAGCAAUCUUUCAAUUUUCCUUACGCCAAAACACUCUACAAAGUAUAUGAAUCCAAAGUUGCAGAGCUGGUUGAACCAGUGGUGACAGAAGUAUGUAAAUCUUUGAAGCCACUGAAAUUCAAUCAUGGAGCUGGAGAUGGCAUUUAUGAUAAUGACCGUUUAUUGAUGGGAACAACACUGUUCGAGCUGUAUCUCAUUGUGCAGCGAUUUGCAGUGCUUGGAACUGGCUUGUGUCCAGUAGAUUCAGAAAUAUUCCUCAGCCACAACUUUCACCUCUGGUUCCAUGCAGGGGUGGCUCAGUGGCUAGAUAUUGCUCUCUACAAAGCCCUCCAGAGGAUAAAGAAGGCUGUGGAAAUAGAUCACCUUGUCCCAGUGGACAGCAGUGUCAAGUACAGUUCAUCAGCAGUCGAUACCCUUGCAAUUUUUUACCAGAUAAAAAUAUUCUGGAAGCAGCUUGCAUGGCCAGAUGUUGAAGGCUCCUAUACAUUUGUUGCCAAGAUUAUUGAUGAUAUCUGCCGAUGUUCUGUUUUCUAUGCAGACCAAAUGAGUGAGAAAGUAGAAGGAAUGGGAGAGAGUCAAAAUGUGUAUGAGAAGAAGUUUGAGGUGACAAAUGAGUGGUGUUUGGCAAUAAAUAACAUUGAUUAUGUGCGGCAGUCAAUUCAAGCCUUUGUUGGUGAAUUAGGAAUGGAAGAGAUUGUAACAUCCCUUGCUAAUUUUCGAAGUCAGACAGAAGCUGAUCAUUGUCAAAGGACAUUACAAUUAGUCAUUGACAAUGCUGUUGAUACAGUGGGCAACAAGAUACUGGAACUCCUAGAAAAAGUUGCAGAAAAGAUGGCACCAGCAAUCAAUAGGUUCUUGUUAGAGGGAGCUGAGCUACUCCAACAAGAAAACAACUGCAUGGAUCGACUGAUGAAAUAUCUAGAUGACAAUCUGUUGACACUCCAUUCACACCUCAACACAGAUAACUUCAGUCGUAUCCUGGCCAUCAUCUGGGAGAACCUUUCACAUACUAUGUACGAACUCGUUGAAAGCAACCUAGAGAGGAAAAGACCACCAACUUUCUUCUUGAAUCUUCAUGAAACUUUAAAAAUACUGGUUGGAUUUUUCAAACAAGGUGAUGAAAAGAAUGACACAAACAAUCCAGCAAUUCUGGAGCAGAUGGAGCACUUGCUUCAGCUGUAUGGGAUGGAAACAUGGGAACUAAUUCAUCAGUAUCACUUGGAACGAAGAGAAGAGCAGAUGGCUAUGGAAGCAGCCACUCAUGGCCUUCUUACAGUUAGAAUGCAAUUUGUUGAGGAUCUUUUGAGGAUAGAGGUACUAAAUGCUAGAAAUCUUCACCCUAUGGACACCAAUGGAUCCUGUGAUCCAUAUGUGAAAAUUCAUCUGCUACCAGAAGAGAAAUUCACAACAAUAACAAAACCAAGGACUAAAACACACAAGAAAACGAUGUUCCCGCUCUAUGAUGAAUAUUUUACUUUACACCUAACUUCUGAGCAGCAAGAGCUCGAGAAUGGGUUGAUUAUGUUCACAGUAAAGGAUCAAGACUUUCUUGGAACGAACGAAUUCCUUGGUGAAGCAUUUGUAGCAUUUUCUGAUGUUCCAAAGACUGAUAUGACAACUGGGCUUGAACAAAUGGCACAGGUUCAUCUGAAGCUUAGCAGACCAACACGGCAAGAUUCUGAAGUUUACAGAGCUUUGGAGAGUCGGCACGAUAAAUUGGCACGAGACUUCAUAAAAAAGGAAAAACCAAAGUUUCUACCUAGCUAAGAAUACAAUCAUGUCACAUUUCGAUAAUUUCUUAAAUUUCUUAAAGUUUCUGUUGUGAUUAUAGAGCAAUUACUCAUGCCAGUAUUUAUUUUAUAACUGUAAUAAUUACCUAAUGUUUAUGCCUAUGUUCAAAUCAUUUCAUAUAAUAACACAAGCUUUGUACGAACUCAGCAGGAAUUUGAUGUUCAGAGUAAUAGUCCUAUCCUUUGGUAAGAAAUGAAUGUUCAAAGAGGUUUAAGAGGUGCUAGAUGCCAUAUAUGUAUUUGCAGCUAUUUCUUAGUCACGACUGAAGUUUACUGCCUUAAAAUAUAUUGCCUUUUUUUUCUCCGAUGUUUUUGUUUUCAAGAACAUCAAUGUCAACACGUCUAGAGACAUGUGAGCUACUUACUUUAAUUAGCUCACCCAUAGUUUUAAUCACAUAUGGGUUUGAUGUUCAUGCAAAACCAAUCAUCUUGAAGUAUAUUACUGCUCAGAAGUUCAGUUAGAAUUAAUGUGAGAAUGUAAUCAAUACACACUAACACAAAAUUGUUUUAUGACAGAAAUAUUUGAUAUUUUCUAAAUUACAGAAUGCUAAUACUGGGUUGAAGUUGAGAAGCAAAGAGAGAAAGUGUUUAAUACCACAUAUCAGUGAAGUUUUCUGUUGUUACUGACGAGUAUCCCAAAUGGGAGACAUUUCUAGUACUUAUGUAUCAGUAAUAUGCUAAGAGCUGUAACUUUCAGUGUUGCAUCAGUACAGAUUGCAGGUAAGCACCUGAUUAUGCAGUAGCUGCAUUCCCAUGAUUGGUCACGUAACUCAGAAUUUUUAUUCCUUCGGUUUUUUAUCUGCCUUUAAUUUUCAAGGGAAUAGAAGCAAUUUAAUACCAUUAAUUUUAGCCAUCAUGAAUCCUAUUUCUUGAUGUAAUUAAUUUCUGGUCUUCACUAAAAGAAUUGUUACAGAAACUCAUAUGAACUCACAUUACUAUGAACUUGCAUAAGGCAGAGCAUACAUACAUGAUUAUACCUAAAGAUGUUCAGCACUCAAUACAUACAGUUAAUAAAAUAUUUACAGUUCUACUUACCUUCUUGCCUCUUUGCCUCUUUGUUUCUUGUAUAUAAGACAGAUACUUAUGACUAGUUGUCAAAUAAUGAUCCAACAUUCUCAGGUACUGAUAUGAUAACUUCAUGCAGUAGAUGAAAUGUAAACUUGAGUUAUAUGUAAACAAAGUAGGUGAAUGAAUGUAAAUAUGGAUGCCAUAUUAAUUUCAGAAAUAUGAAAUGCAAUUCAUUUUUAUAAUGGAAAUUGUCUACUUUAGUCCCAUUAUGGUACAUUAAUUUUACACUGAUAAUUGAAAAAAUGUUAUAUUUGACAUGUAUGUGUGGUAGAUGCAAAUGUUGGUAGCAUAACUGAAGCCUUAAUAAAUCAAAUUCCAUUACUGUAAUGUA